AUGAUGGGAGAUGCAGCUGGAUAUAACGCCCCUCUGCCACCCCCCACACACACUCGCUCUCUCCUAUCUCUCCUCUCUCACUGUCUGGCACUGAGUGGAAGUAAACAGAGGAGGAGAUCGCAUUUGGUUCCUGAACUGUUUCAGGGCUCGGUGCAACCACCACACACACACUUUUGAUUUCUCUCUCACACAUAUGGACAAAAAUACACACACACACAGAGCAAAGGGGAUCUUGGCAGUAGAGAAGCCUAAAAGUCGUUGACCGAACUCACAUCAGCCGCCUUUGACUGCGCAGCGUUUGAAGAAGAGAAGAAGAGCAAGAGGUGAUAGAGAGGAAAGAAAGAAGAGUGUAAAGAAGAUCAAAGGAGUGCAUCGCUUUGGGUUUGUUUGAGUCUUCCUAUUCAGUCAAUGGAGAACACGUGAGGGAAAGAGGACCGUCGGUAAACUUGGGGCAAAAAUGCUGCUGGGUAAAGUUUGUGGAUAUUUCUAGAGGGAUUUCAUUUUUUUGCCCUUGGACUUUGAGGAAGAAACGCACAGGGUUGUCGGAGGACUGCGAAGAGGAAGAAGCCUGUAGGUGGGACGUUGGAGGAAAGGCUUCUCCAGGAAACAUGGCAGCCACCAACUCUGUCUCUUGCCCCUUUUUUCUCUCCUUCCUCUUUUUAUUCUUGGUUAUCCAGCCAGCCGUCACCCAGGGUCCAUCAGUCACAGCCGUGGGAGUAACUGAGGAUUCACCUACCACGCUGACUAACCAGACAACUACCAGCUAUACAGAGACCACCCAAAACACUCCUCCUGAGACAGGGCUUUCCACUCCCAACAGUGGUGGAGAUGCAGAUGAUGAGGAUCUCCCUCCUACUGGUGGAACACGCUGCCAGGGUUACUAUGAUGUCAUGGGCCAGUGGGACCCACCUUUCAACUGUAACGCCGGUGUCUUCCUGUACUGCUGCGGUACCUGCUUCUACCGUUUCUGCUGCCAAUUCCGUCAGCAGCGCUUGGACCAGAGCAUCUGCUCCAACUAUGACACUCCCAUCUGGGCGAACACUGGCAAACCAGUUGCCACCAUUACUGAGGGACAGGGAGACCUGGACCGGGACCGCACGCAACUUAUCGUGUACAUCAUCUGUGGGGUGGUGGCCAUCAUGGUGCUGGUGGGCAUCUUUACAAAACUGGGCCUGGAGAAGAGCCGGGGGGGAAGCGGAGGCGGAGUAGGAGGGGCAGCACAGGCCGACCUCAACUCCAGGACGCUGACAGACCUGCUGAAACAGCAGGGGACUGAGGUGAGCUCGGUGGAAAAUGCCACGGCCAGUCCGCCCAGUGGAGGGAGAGCCAACGGCGUCUCAGCCAGGAUGCUGCGCAGCAGGAGUGAACAGUACCAGCUGAAUAACUCUGCAUAUGGACCAUUUGGACAAGGACUUCCACAGCCUCACAGCAACCACAGCACAGUGGGACUGAACAAAUACACCUCCCUCAAAGCUGUGGCUGAAACUGCAUCUCGGAGCUACUACAAGAGCUUCCCUCUAAUGGAUUUCUCCCACUACCAGCCUGUAGCUCCACCUGCCUUCCAGCCUGUGCCCAUUCCACCUAAAGAGAAGUCAUACAUCCAUCACCAACCCCUGCCGGAACACCACGACAUACACUCCCCUCUUUCAAUCUCCAUCCCCCCCAGCCACCUCGAGCAGUCACGCCUCUCUAAGACAACCACACACCCGUUUCUCUCCAACUCGGCCUUCAAAGCAUGGGAGCCAAACGCCCGCCAUGUCCACAGGCAGACCUCCGCCCCAACGCAUACUUCCACCUCUCUGCACAGCUCCACCCGGAGACACAACUACUCAACCCGGAGGCAGCAGAGCACAGAGAAUGUCCCAGAUCUCUAUAAUCAGCCCUAUGGAGGGAUGUAUGGAGGAACAGGAGGGGGAGCAGGACAGGGGCCACAUGUCCAGGGGCAACAUCCAUCUCAACCCACUUAUUACCACCACACCAGGCAGAAGAGCUACUCCACCCACAGUGCAAAUGAGGUGACUGUCUGAGCGGCAGCAACUCAGAGGGCGGCCUUCCACCAUGUUUAACACAAAAACGAAAAAGCUUUGGCGUUAGCCAAAAAGGCCAGAGUUUGGGACAGCUCGUCCAACAUGUGGUUAAUUAAACAAGAAGUUUUUUUAAGACACGAAAAAAUGAAAAGGGGUGUUUUCAUAAGUGGAAACAGGGAGGUUCAGGAGGAAAACACUGACACACAGAACCACCACUCUUGUAGAAAAUGGACUGUGGUGGUAAAGGUUAUUAGCGCACUCCAGCGAAUGUCUCGUAUAAUAAGUGUUUAGAUUCCACCCAAAGGAUAUCUCAAAUCCAGUCUCAGGCUUCAAUAGGCUGCAUAGCUAAAAAAUUGUCCAACUGCUACAGAUUUUCCACUACAGUGUGCUUUAAUUGCGGCUGUACAGGCCAUAUAGAAACAUGGACAGAACAAAAGAACAACAAAAUACUUCUGCCACCCUAGAGCAGAGGGCUUGAUAUUUCGAGUCAGAUUAGGCAGAAAGAAACAGUCAGUUUUUAUUAAUCAAAGUAAUUCUGCAUGAGCACAGGUGAAGCAGGUGAUCAGUUCAUGUGGGGAAACACACAAAAAUCAAAAACUACAGUACCAUUCCAAAGAAAUAGUCACAGCUAGCAUGCAGCUAUUUUUACUCAAAUGUAGCUUCCUGUGUACUCUUUUCUGUCAUUCACCUGCAAAUGUUAGACCUCAGGAACAUUGGAAGUGUUCAUGUCAUUUAAUGGGAACUCUGUCUGUGUUCACCUACUCACUACCUCCUCUACUGUAAAGGAACUCAUUGUAAACGAUAAUAGUUUGAAAACUUUUGAAAUUAAUGUUAUCAAAAGAAACCCAAGAGCUUUUUUACUUUGAGGUGACAGUGCUAGCUACUGCACCUUGCUUCUACUACUGAGAAGCACAGGUAUGAAGCACGCUAACACAGCCAAUUAGCCUAGGGUAGCAAUAACAAUAAUUUCUCCCUGGGAAAUUAUCAAACUGACGUUUUUCAUCUACACUUCAGUAUUUAUCUGGAUUAAACAAAUGUAUAAAAUCUCUGUGGCUAAUGGUGUUUUCCAUUUGAAGUCAGAAGUUGGAAUUUAGGAGUUCCCAGUUAGAGUUUUC
This is a messenger RNA of Oreochromis niloticus (Nile tilapia), 3142 nucleotides long. It is a transcript of the gene shisa8b, whose product is annotated as shisa family member 8b. Lineage: Eukaryota; Metazoa; Chordata; Actinopteri; Cichliformes; Cichlidae. The coding region runs from base 609 to 2027 and encodes 472 amino acids. Gene Ontology annotation, biological process: regulation of AMPA receptor activity; regulation of short-term neuronal synaptic plasticity. The transcript is spliced from 5 exons. Gene Ontology annotation, cellular component: dendritic spine membrane; AMPA glutamate receptor complex; postsynaptic membrane. The record is from RefSeq and is a predicted model, not a curated record.